AUGAGUCUCCACUUGCCCAAGCACCAUUGGGGCACUCGGGGCAUGGAUGUGUACGAGAAGCUGGAGUGUAUUGGCGCGGGUACCUACGGUCAAGUGUAUAUGGCGAAAGACAAAGCAACGGGAGAAGUCGUGGCGAUCAAGAAGAUCCGCAGUCUCAAUGAAGUUCAGGGCCUACCUGUGACAACAAUUCGGGAGAUCAAAGUGCUCAAGUGUCUGAGCCACCCGAACCUCGUGGAGCUGAAGGAGGUCGUUGUGUCUGCUGAGAACGACGAUGACGACGCCGAGUUUACAGACAAGGACGAGCCGCUGGACUAUUGUCAUGGGUCAAUCUACUUGGUGCUGGAGUACCUCGAACACGAUUUGACGGGUCUUAUUGAUCGACAGCAUCCAUUUGACGAUACUGAGAUCAAGUGCUUGAUGAAGCAGUUGCUCGACGUCAUGAAGUACAUGCACUCCCUUGACAUCAUCCAUCGAGACAUCAAGUGCUCCAACCUUUUGAUGACUAGAGACCAUUUACUCAAGGUAGCAGACUUUGGUCUGGCCCGUUCCUUGCGCGGAGACCAGCUGUUCACGAACAAGGUCGUGACGCUAUGGUAUCGACCGCCAGAGUUACUUCUGGGCGCCACGAGUUACGAUGCUAGUAUUGAUAUGUGGAGCGUCGGGUGUGUCUUCGCCGAACUGUAUAUCGGACAUCCCAUCUUCCAGGGCAAGACGGAACUCGAGCAAAUUACUAAGAUUUUCGACGUAUGCGGAACUCCGACUACCGAGUCAUGGCCGGACUACAAGUUCCUGACGCACAGCAGUACAUUUGUUCCUGAUAAAUCCAAGCCUAAGCGUCUGCGCGAGUUCUUAAUGCGCGAAGCAACUGCGCGCAAGAGAAUAUUGCCGAAAGGUGCUCUUGAGUUAAUCGAGGCUCUACUUGUGCUGGAUCCGGAGCAGCGGUUGACGGCUUCGGACUGUCUUUCAGCGCAAUAUUUCCAUGUUCGUCCCUACCCUCCGGAAGAUCCGAAAAAACUGCCUCCUAUCACCAACCUUCCGCCGUCACACGAAUACCAGACGAAGAAAAUUCGUCGUGAACAGGCAAAGCAGCUAAACGCUGGAGGGGCGAACAGUCAGAGCAGCAACAAUACAGGAGCCGGAGGUGGGCGUACCUCACGUCCGAUUGGUAAAUCCGGGGCAAGUGGUGGGGGUCGCUCAAGACAGAAUACCACGAGAGAUGCGACAGAAGUGUGCGUGAAAACCGAGGUGAAAAGAGAGGAAGAUUCGGUAUUGUCAGCCAAGAAGAGACGGCGUAUGGCUUGA
Molecule: messenger RNA, 1302 nt
Organism: Peronospora matthiolae
Lineage: Eukaryota; Oomycota; Peronosporomycetes; Peronosporales; Peronosporaceae
Source: the annotation of a GenBank genome assembly